AUGCCAGCAAAAUCAUCAUUCUUACAGGCCAACAAAACAAAAUCCAAAACCAACAAUGCCGACUAUGGAAUUUCUACAUAUCUCCCGUCUCAUAAUAGUGACGCAGAAUACUUGAAAUCACUUCUAGAGGUUUGCCUUCGCCUACUUACGGACAUCCUAUCAAAAUGCCAAGUUUCCUCAUUCGGCAUGGAUCAUCGUGCUCAUGUAGUGAUUGUGCUACACGGCGCUCCAAGACGAAGUGGUCCUUUUUGUUUGCAAGCAUCUUUAGCUUCCAGUGUUGGUGAAUUUGUUAGGAACGUGGCUAGGAGAGUGUCCAUCUGA
Molecule: messenger RNA, 321 nt
Organism: Prunus armeniaca (apricot)
Lineage: Eukaryota; Viridiplantae; Streptophyta; Magnoliopsida; Rosales; Rosaceae
Source: the annotation of a GenBank genome assembly